Talaromyces stipitatus ATCC 10500 is the source of this 1398-nucleotide messenger RNA. RefSeq lists its product as uncharacterized. Bases 1 to 1398 code for a protein of 465 amino acids. The record is from RefSeq and is a predicted model, not a curated record. The transcript is spliced from 2 exons. Lineage: Eukaryota; Fungi; Ascomycota; Eurotiomycetes; Eurotiales; Trichocomaceae.
AUGGCAACUUCGAUCACAACAUUCAGUGGAUUGAGAUGCACCAGGAUUCCGAGGACGCAGUUCUUUACGGCUACGGCGACGUCGACGUCGACGUCGGCUGCCACGGAAACCCCUGCCGCUGCACUUCCUGACGUCUUAUCAUCUUUCAGUACGACUACCGUUCAAGACACGUCUAGUACGAGUCUUUUAUCUUCAAUAAUUUCACAACAGACGGACUCAAGUCCUUCGGAGCCCACAUCAAGUCUCGCUUCAUUUGUGACUACGGCUGUAGCCGCGUCCAGUACGCUCACUGCAGCGGCCACGAUUCUACCUGCGGUAACAUCACCAGCAGAUCCUUCAUCGUCAGAUUCUUCAUCGUCAGAUCCUUCCUCAUCAGAUAACAGCUCGGCGGAUUCAUCGGGAGACUCUUCUAAAGGAAAAGUCAUUGCAGCUGCCGUUGGGGCCUCUUUAGGUGCCGUGGCCAUUGUGGCAUUGUUCAUUCUCUGUGCAUACAUCACCCGACGUAAACGACGUACCCCAUCUCAAAUAGGUGAUAGAGAAAAGGAUCCUGGAACGACCGGACGGUUUUCGGGGAUUACACAGCUGAUUGAUAAGAUCAGAUCGGGACCAGGGACAGCAUUCAUACCUGCUGUUGUCGAUAAAGUUCGACCGGCUUUAGCACGCGUCCGGAAUUUUCGAUCUACGAGUCGAGAAGCACCUAACGAUACACCAGCUGAGCAAACACAAACUGAACCUUUUAGAAGAGGAUCAUCUCCUGGCUGGCCGUUUCCACAUCAAGAUCGAAUGCAGGAGCAAGACAUAACGUCUGCUCCACGGAUAAUGCCAGAACCGACCAAUCCUUUUGCAGAUCCUCCUGCUUCAGUCAACAUAGCAACAAACAGAAAUGAUUACAGACCAGAGAAUCCAUUCACAGAUCCUGCAAAACUUCCUCCAGUCAACAUAGCACCAAACCGAAAUAAUAAUGAACAACCAGAAAACCCGUUCGCUGACUCUGAAGACCCGUUCUCUCAUUCGGAUUAUGAAGAUGAGCCUGCAUUCACAAUGCCGCUGACAAUACGCAAUGGUGAUGCGGACCGCAACGAUAUCGUAGAUGAUAAUACCAACGAUAACGACAACAAUAGAGGCCAACAUAGCAAUCGAAGUACCCUAAGCGGCUCAACCUACAUACCAAACAGUCGUGCAUCUUCACCCUUGGUGUACGAUUUCAAUUUCUUAACCUGGAAGUCAGACGGAAAACUCGAAGAUAGAAGCAGCACAUACAGCGAUCCAUUUGAUUUAGAGAGACCACCCACAAUUCACUCAUCGGCCUUUCCGACACCUAUGGUGGAACGACAAAAGUCUCAAAAGGGGGGAUAUUUCCCGGAGAUGAAUCAAAACAUUCCACAGUAUAUUUCGUGA